This is a messenger RNA of Syngnathoides biaculeatus (alligator pipefish), 2903 nucleotides long. It is a transcript of the gene enpp1, whose product is annotated as ectonucleotide pyrophosphatase/phosphodiesterase 1. Bases 58 to 2412 code for a protein of 784 amino acids. Gene Ontology annotation, cellular component: cell surface. Gene Ontology annotation, molecular function: phosphodiesterase I activity; dinucleotide phosphatase activity; metal ion binding. The transcript is spliced from 23 exons. Gene Ontology annotation, biological process: negative regulation of fat cell differentiation; ATP metabolic process; regulation of bone mineralization. The record is from RefSeq and is a predicted model, not a curated record. Lineage: Eukaryota; Metazoa; Chordata; Actinopteri; Syngnathiformes; Syngnathidae.
CGCUCUCUGUGCGCCACUCGGUCCGGAGCGCGUGUGCGUGGAGCAGCCGGAGGCACCAUGGAAGAAGCGUCCAAGCAGGAAGAGGAGCACAGGCUGGCCGCGUUCGGCACGUCGGAACCGGAGAGUCAGAGGCAGACGCCGAGGAAGAAAAGCAAGCGCUGUAAAAUCAUAUCCGCGGUUGUCUUUCUCUGCCUACUCAGCCUCAUCCUUGGACUAGUUUUGGCUUACCAACCUCCCAAAGAUGGUGGUGGGGAGCACUGGCUGCAUUUGGAUGCCUCUGCGCCAAGUCAACAGCCUCAGUGUCCACCAAGUUUCUCCAGGUCGCCGCUCAUCCUGGUGUCCUUGGACGGCUUCCGGGCCGAUUAUCUGAGAGAUCACGGCAGCCUACUCCCCGUCAUCAGCAAGUUACGAGCCUUGGGUACGACCACGUCGCAUAUGAGGCCCGUGUAUCCGACAAAGACAUUCCCGACCCACUACUCCAUUGCGACCGGCCUUUACCCAGAGUCCCACGGGAUAAUCGACAACAAAAUGUACGAUGUAAACUUCAACGCAUUCUUCUCCACGAAAACUGAGGAGAAAUACAACUCAAAAUGGUACCAAGGGGAGCCUGUCUGGCUCACCGCCAAGCGUCACAAAUUAAGAACUGGGACCUUCUUCUGGCCCGGAUCGGAUGUCGCCGUCAAUGGCAGCUUGCCAGAUCUGUACAAAACGUAUGAUAGAACCAUUGCCUUCGAGACCAGAGUGUCGACGCUGCUUGAGUGGCUGGAUUUACCACCGGGAAAACGACCUGACUUUUACACUAUGUACUUGGAGGAGCCUGACAAAUCUGGACAUUACUACGGACCAAGAAGCAGCCAACUGGUCGAGGCACUGAAGAACGUGGACCGGGUCUUGGGGAAGUUAAUGGACGGUCUGAUGGACCGGAACUUGCUCCACUGCGUCAACCUCCUCGUCAUAUCGGAUCACGGCAUGGAAAACGCGACGUGUGAUAGGGCAGCGUUCGUUUCCACCUACCAGAACAAGACCGACCACUUCACCGUCAUUCAAGGCCCGGCGGCUCGCAUCAGGCCCACCCGGCUGCCGGACGACUUCUAUUCCUUCGACUACGAGGGCCUCGUGAAGAACUUGUCGUGCAGGACUCCCGACCCGCCGAUGAGGCCGUACCUUAAAGAGCACCUCCCUAAGCGCUUCCACUUUGCAAACAACGUGAGAAUAGAGAGAAUACACCUGUAUAUGAAAGAAGGCUGGCAGGCGGCGCUAAACCGCAAGGAAAUCAAGUACUGCUCGGGCGGCUUCCACGGCUCCGAUAACCUUUUCGGCAACAUGCAGUCAAUCUUCAUCGGUUAUGGUCCCGGACUUCAAAGUAACACCGUUGUACCUCCUUUUGAGAGCAUUGAAUUAUAUAACGUCAUGUGUGAUCUUCUCGGCAUUCCUCCGUCUCCGAACAACGGUACACACGGGAGUCUGAACCACCUCCUGAAGAAUCCCGUCCACUUCCCCGUUCACCCCGCGCAGCUCUCCCACGAAACCCCCUGCGAGGCCGACGCCUCCCGCCCCGCCGUCGACCUCAAUUGCACGUGCGGAAGGGGUGAAGACAAGAACUCGGCAAUCAUGAUCCAAAAUGCCACCGUCAAAUCGCGCUUACGUCGCCGCCACCAUCCCUUCGGCGUCCCCGGCGUCGUGCAGGCCGACGCGACCUUUUGCCUGCUCCACCAGUCCGCCUACAUCACCGGCUACAGCCACGACCGCCGCGCGGCUCUCUGGGUGUCGUACAACGUCCCCGACGCGCCCGCAGCGGAGCCCCCGAGCCCGUCUCUGGAGGCGUGUAUUCGCGCCGACGUCCGCGUGCCUGCAGCCAGCAGCCAGACGUGCGGCGACGACAGCACCCGCGGCCUGCUGCACCCCCCAAACCUGAGCGGCAAAGAUGGUUGGAGCGAGUCACUCAUCACAAGCAACAUGGUGCCAAUGUUCCCCGCAUUUAAAGCCGUUUGGAACUAUUUCCACGGUGUCCUGCUUCCGAGGUAUUCGGAGCAGCUGAACGGCGUCAACGUCGUGAGCGGUCCAAUAUUUGAUGAAGAUUAUAACGGAAAAGUGGACGCCUUCAAGAAUCUUGCGCCAAACAAAGCCCCCGUGCCGACCCAUUUCUUCGUGAUCCUGACCAGUUGUAAGAAUCCCGCCUUUGGACCCACGAACUGCGAGGGUCCUCUCAGGGUCAGGUCCUUCAUCCUGCCGCACAGACCCGACUACACCGAGAGCUGCACCACCGGCUCGGAUUUAACGUGGACGCAAGACUGGAUGCAGCUGCACACGGCCCGGGUCCGCGACGUGGAACUGCUGACCGGACUCAGCUUCUACCACGACAGGUUGUCGGUGGAUGAGACGCUGCAGCUCAAGACAUUUUUACACGUUUGAAUAUGAGUGUAUGUAGAACUGAAGGAGGGGGGGGUGGGGGGGGGGGGGGAUUAUUCAUUUUGGUCCAAAAUCCAAUUGGUUCUCUCGCACUUGCUGCCUCAUUUCUUUCAAAUAGUCAGGUAGAAUUUUACUCAUAUUUUUUUUUUUUCCCUAUGGCACUUCAGUGAUUGUUGUACAUACUGAAUGCCGUACAUCGGUUGUAGAUUUCGUUAAUCCUCACGAAAAAGAUGGAUUUGCUUUUGGACGGCAGAGCCAAAGACGGACCGGCGCCGGUCGAAAACGAUUCUGCUGACGUGGGGCUCCAACGUUCGGAAGGAACAGCCGGGACGUUACGAGUGCAUCUCGGUGAAUUGGAAUCGUAUUGAAAAAUGGAUUGAUUUUAAUAUUUUUUUUAAAAAAGUCAUAUACAGUAUUAUACAGAUUCUGUUCAAAAUAAUGUCGACUGUUUCUUGUGUAAUAACUGAAUUUCUUGAGGUGCUGAAUUCGGGAGG